This is a messenger RNA of Gossypium arboreum, 939 nucleotides long. RefSeq lists its product as uncharacterized. The record is from RefSeq and is a predicted model, not a curated record. The transcript has a single exon. The coding region runs from base 183 to 800 and encodes 205 amino acids. NCBI's taxonomy places the organism in Eukaryota, Viridiplantae, Streptophyta, Magnoliopsida, Malvales, Malvaceae.
AUUGUUUUAGUGGACAAUUCACUUUCUUGCACUAAAAACUACAUUAAGCCUCUGAGUGGACGCUGCCACUUUCCUUCCAUUAUCCUCCUUAUAUAUAUAACCUGUCAAUCUGAACUCAUUAACACAAAGAAAUCCUCACCAAAAAUCCAUUAUUGUAAUCAGCAAAGAAAUUUUUUUUCUCAAUGGGUAUCCCUCAUUUCCUUAUUCCCUCUCUUUGUUGUGAACUAAAAGUCUUGCAAGCCAGAAACAUAGAGCUAAAGUACCCUGGAAAUCUUUUUGUGAGAUACUAUCUUUUUGCAGGAAGCAACAAGAGAGUUAAAGUAGACAGCCAUGAGAUCUCCUCAAAGUUGGACCCCAUUUGGAAUGAAUCCUUCUCCUUGGAAUGCUCGGGAACCCAAGAAUCUAUCAAUGGCCUGAAGCAACAAACCCUAGUUUUUGAGCUCCGUUGCAGGAGCAAAAUGAUGACAGUUCUUGGAAAGAUGGGGAAGUCAAAGCUUUUGGGAAGAGCUGAAAUACCAUGGAAGGCUGUUUUAGAAUCACCAAACAUGGAGAUUGAGAAGUAUUGGGUUACCAUGUCCGUGAAUGAUUGUGUUCUUGAAAGUCUUAAGCCUCCUUCAAUACAAAUAUCAAUGAAAUUAGGUGAAGGUCCAGCAAUUGUGGAAACAGAGAAGAAGAAGAAGAGAAAACAAAGUUUGAAGAACAGCUGGGAUAGAUGUGGAUGCAAAGAUGUUGGUGGAGGGUGCUGCAGCUGUGCAGAUUAUGAAAUAUUUGCACUAGCGGCUGCUAUGGAAGCACUUUAGCCAAUUAAAAACAAUGUUUAACUUGUUGUUGAGAGAUUCUUUUUCUUUUAAUUAACAAUGUAGAGAGAGAUUUCAUUCUACUUAACUCUUUCGAAUUUACAUUUUAUAGAUUCAAUCGGGCUUAAAUUUACAAUUUAAA